Molecule: messenger RNA, 5187 nt
Organism: Mastomys coucha (southern multimammate mouse)
Lineage: Eukaryota; Metazoa; Chordata; Mammalia; Rodentia; Muridae
Gene: Ltbp3
Product: latent transforming growth factor beta binding protein 3
Exons: 27
Coding region: 984-4745 (1253 amino acids)
Molecular function (GO): calcium ion binding
Source: RefSeq, a predicted model, not a curated record
AGGGUGGUGGGGAGUGUGCAUUGGCAGGGAAGCCAGGUUUCUAGCUUUGUUCUUUCUGCUCUUCUUCUGGAGCCUAGAGGCUUCUUGCCGGGACCUCAGUGAACCCUGACCAGAAGGUGCUCUCUCCUGCUUAAAUCCUUUCCUUCGAGAGAAGACAGGACUAGGAAUAAGGACCCAUGACUUCAGGGCUUCGAGAACCCCUACGCGAAAGAAGACCAAUGGGCAAAAGUUAACAGACCUCUAGUUCUCCAAGCAAGGCUCAUCUGCCUCGGUUUCCCCAUUUUGACGGGAUGGGAAAGUAGCUGGGCAGGGAGCUGUGCACAGGCCUCUGUACUCCGCCCGGAGGAAUCUGGCGGAGUCCCCAGGUGAGGAUUCUUCUGGAAAGGACCCAGCUAGGUUCCUGCACGGGGCGGGCACCUGGGGGACUAUCCCCACUCCAACCGGCGCCUCCCUGCCGCACAUAGUCGCUUCGCCGGGCAGCAGCGAAAGACGCUUGAACCAGAAGGAAAAAGAGAGAGGAGGAAAAAAAAAAAUUGUCUCCCUGGCCCAGGGCCAGCGUCCCAGCCCCCCUCGCCGCCGGCGCGCUCCAGCCAGGGAAAACAACUGCUCACUUCUCCCUGCGUCCUCCCCGCGCGCUCCCUGCUUCCCGGCGGCCGCGGGAGAGGAGCCCGGCCAGGGGGAGGCGCGGAGCGGGCUGGCCGCCCGGCCUUCCUCUCCCCUCGCUCCUCCUCUCCGCCUCCACUUGCUCCGGCCUCCUCGCUCCGGCCUCAGUUCGGGGCCUGGCUGGGUUUCUCCCGGCCAGGGAAGUUUCUUCGCUCUACCCUCAGUGCAGCUUCCAGCGCUCUCCCUCGCAACGGGGAUCCCGGCCGCUCCUGCUGUCCCCUCCCUGCCCUUGGCUUCUCGCCCCGCUCUGCCCUCUGCUCCCAACACUCGAUCCCCUGCUCGGGCUCGACCUCCGAUCUCCGAGGGUCCUGCGGCCCCGGAUGCCCGGGCCCCGAGGGGCUGCCCGCGGCCUGGCCCCUGCGAUGCGCCAGGCCGGGGUAUCGGGGCUGCUGGCGCUACUGCUGCUGGCGCUGCUGGGCCCCGGCGGCGGGGCCGAGGGGGGGCCGGCCGGCGAGCGGGGCACAGGCGGGGGCGGGGCGCUUGCCCGCGAACGCUUCAAGGUGGUCUUUGCGCCGGUGAUCUGCAAGCGGACCUGUCUGAAGGGCCAGUGUCGGGACAGCUGUCAGCAGGGCUCCAACAUGACGCUCAUCGGAGAGAACGGCCACAGCACCGACACGCUCACCGGUUCUGGCUUCCGCGUGGUGGUGUGCCCUCUACCCUGCAUGAACGGUGGCCAGUGCUCCUCCCGAAACCAGUGCCUGUGUCCCCCGGAUUUCACGGGGCGCUUCUGCCAGGUGCCUGCCGCAGGAACUGGAGCCGGCACUGGGAAUUCAGGCCCCGGACUGGCCCGGACCGGAGCCAUGUCCACAGGCCCGCUGCCACCCCUUGCCCCAGAAGGAGAGUCUGUGGCUAGCAAACACGCCAUUUAUGCGGUGCAGGUGAUCGCAGACCCUCCCGGGCCGGGGGAGGGUCCUCCUGCACAACACGCAGCCUUCUUGGUGCCCCUGGGGCCAGGACAAAUCUCCGCAGAAGUGCAGGCUCCGCCCCCCGUGGUGAACGUGCGUGUCCAUCACCCUCCUGAAGCUUCCGUUCAGGUGCACCGCAUUGAGGGGCCGAAUGCUGAAGGCCCAGCUUCUUCCCAGCACCUGCUGCCGCAUCCCAAGCCCCCGCACCCGAGGCCACCCACCCAAAAACCACUGGGCCGCUGCUUCCAGGACACACUGCCCAAACAGCCUUGUGGCAGUAACCCUUUGCCUGGCCUCACCAAGCAGGAAGAUUGCUGCGGUAGCAUUGGCACUGCCUGGGGACAAAGCAAGUGUCACAAGUGCCCACAGCUUCAGUAUGCAGGGGUGCAGAAGCCGGGACCUGCACGUGGGGAGCUGGGUGCUGACUGCCCUCAGGGGUACAAGAGGCUCAACAGCACCCACUGUCAGGACAUCAACGAAUGUGCGAUGCCCGGCAUGUGUCGCCAUGGUGACUGUCUCAACAACCCUGGCUCUUAUCGCUGUGUCUGCCCGCCCGGCCAUAGCUUGGGUCCCUCACGCACACAGUGCAUUGCCGACAAACCAGAGGAGAAGAGCCUGUGCUUCCGCCUUGUGAGCACUGAACACCAGUGCCAGCACCCUCUGACCACGCGCCUCACCCGCCAGCUCUGCUGCUGUAGUGUGGGUAAAGCCUGGGGUGCCCGGUGCCAGCGCUGCCCGGCUGAUGGUACAGCAGCCUUCAAGGAGAUCUGCCCAGCUGGGAAAGGAUACCACAUCCUCACCUCCCAUCAGACCCUCACCAUCCAGGGUGAGAGUGACUUCUCCCUGUUCCUGCACCCCGAUGGGCCACCCAAACCCCAGCAGCUUCCUGAAAGCCCCAGCCGAGCACCACCCCUCGAGGACACAGAGGAAGAGAGAGGAGUGACCAUGGACCCACCAGUGAGCGAGGAGAGAUCGAUGCAGCAGAGCCACCCCACUACCACUGCCUCACCAGCCCGGCCUUACCCAGAGCUGAUCUCUCGGCCCUCCCCACCUACCUUCCACCGAUUUCUGCCAGAUUUACCCCCUUCCCGAAGUGCGGUGGAGAUCGCCCCCACUCAGGUCACAGAGACCGAUGAGUGCCGAUUAAACCAGAAUAUCUGUGGCCAUGGACAGUGUGUGCCUGGCCCCUCGGAUUACUCCUGCCACUGCAACCCCGGCUACAGGUCACAUCCGCAGCACCGCUAUUGUGUUGACGUGAACGAGUGCGAGGCAGAGCCCUGCGGCCCCGGGAGAGGCAUCUGCAUGAACACUGGCGGCUCCUACAAUUGUCACUGCAAUCGAGGCUACCGCCUCCACGUGGGUGCAGGGGGCCGCUCGUGCGUGGACCUGAACGAGUGCGCCAAGCCUCACUUGUGUGGUGACGGUGGCUUCUGCAUCAACUUCCCUGGUCACUACAAAUGCAACUGCUAUCCUGGCUACCGGCUCAAGGCCUCCCGCCCACCCGUUUGCGAAGACAUCGACGAGUGUCGUGACCCUAGCACCUGCCCUGAUGGCAAAUGUGAAAACAAACCUGGUAGCUUCAAGUGCAUCGCUUGCCAGCCUGGCUACCGCAGCCAGGGGGGCGGGGCCUGCCGUGAUGUCAACGAAUGCUCCGAGGGUAGCCCCUGCUCUCCUGGAUGGUGUGAGAACCUUCCGGGUUCUUACCGUUGCACGUGUGCCCAGGGAUACGAGCCCGCACCGGACGGCCUCAGUUGCAUAGAUGUGGAUGAGUGUGAGGCUGGGAACGUGUGCCACGAUGGCAUCUGCACGAACACACCAGGCUCCUUCCAGUGCCAGUGCCUCUCUGGCUAUCAUCUGUCAAGGGACCGGAGCCACUGUGAGGACAUUGAUGAAUGUGACUUCCCUGCGGCCUGCAUCGGGGGUGACUGCAUCAAUACCAAUGGUUCCUACAGAUGUCUUUGUCCCCAGGGUCAUCGGUUGGUAGGCGGCAGGAAGUGCCAAGACAUAGAUGAGUGCAGCCAGGACCCAGGCCUGUGCCUGCCCCACGGGGCCUGCGAGAACCUCCAAGGCUCCUAUGUCUGUGUCUGCGAUGAGGGUUUCACACUCACCCAGGACCAGCAUGGGUGUGAGGAGGUGGAACAGCCCCACCACAAGAAGGAGUGCUACCUCAACUUCGAUGACACAGUGUUCUGCGACAGUGUACUGGCUACCAACGUCACCCAGCAGGAGUGUUGCUGCUCUCUGGGGGCUGGCUGGGGAGACCACUGUGAAAUCUAUCCCUGUCCAGUCUACAGCUCAGCCGAAUUUCACAGCCUCUGUCCUGAUGGGAAAGGCUACACUCAGGACAACAACAUUGUGAACUAUGGCAUUCCAGCCCACCGUGACAUCGACGAAUGCAUAUUGUUUGGGGCAGAGAUCUGCAAGGAGGGCAAAUGCGUGAACACGCAGCCGGGCUACGAGUGCUACUGCAAGCAGGGUUUCUACUACGAUGGCAACCUGCUGGAGUGCGUGGACGUGGAUGAGUGCUUGGAUGAGUCUAACUGCAGGAACGGAGUGUGUGAGAACACACGCGGCGGCUACCGCUGCGCCUGCACGCCGCCGGCAGAGUACAGCCCCGCACAGCGCCAGUGUCUGAGCCCAGAGGAGAUGGAGCACGCCCCAGAGAGACGUGAAGUGUGCUGGGGCCAACGAGGAGAGGACGGCAUGUGUAUGGGGCCCCUGGCGGGACCUGCCCUCACUUUCGAUGACUGCUGCUGCCGCCAGGGCCGCGGCUGGGGUACCCAGUGCAGACCGUGCCCGCCACGUGGCACUGGGUCCCAGUGUCCAACUUCACAGAGUGAGAGCAAUUCCUUCUGGGACACAAGCCCCCUGCUACUGGGGAAGUCUCCACGAGACGAGGACAGCUCCGAGGAGGAUUCAGACGAGUGCCGUUGUGUGAGUGGCCGCUGUGUGCCACGGCCAGGCGGGGCGGUAUGCGAGUGUCCUGGGGGUUUUCAGCUGGACUCCUCCCGUGCCCGCUGCGUGGACAUUGAUGAGUGCCGAGAACUGAACCAGCGCGGACUGCUGUGCAAGAGCGAGCGGUGCGUGAACACCAGCGGUUCCUUCCGCUGCGUCUGCAAAGCUGGCUUCACGCGCAGCCGCCCUCACGGGGCCUGUGUGCCUCAGCGCCGCCGCUGAUACAGCCAGAGCCCACACCUCAGUGAUCAUCGAGGCUAUUUUCCACUGAAAGUGGGGAAAAGUACAUCCUUUACUCCUGACCAAAGGAGAGCACGGACCCAAGGAUCCUUCGGGCCCACAGAUCUCCUUCCCACACCCCAACACCCAAGGGUGCUCCUGUCUGCAGAGCGCUGUCUGCUUUCCUUCCUGAGGAUGAUUCCUAGAAACUUCGAAGUCAGAUCUGCCCCUUUAAUUUACUCUUGGCUUUCAAGGCAAAUUGAUAUUCACAUCCAAAGCGGGUUGGGAUGGCAGCACCAAGACCUACUUACUGCUUGGGUGGGUUAGGCUGAGCUGGAACCCAGGAUGUGAAAUAGAAUUUAUUGUGGCUCUGAUUAUGUACACUAGAUGUGCCUGACCUGCUGACCAGGCUCACAUGGUUUGUACAAUAAAUACAUCCGUCGGG